AUGUCAGGCAAGCGUCUUCUCGACGCCUUACAAUUCCUCAACGUCUCCAAGACGAUCGCUGCAAAGCAUUUAGCAAUUCGACAACACCAGCUAGAUGUCUACACGCGAACUUCCUCCCUAACCAAGGGAAUCAAGGCCCAAACAGAAGGGCUGAUCCUGACCGCUCAAGCUGCCGCCGCCCUUGCUCGCCGAUUCGACGACUCGCCUCCGCCGAGCUCGGCAAACUCCACGGCCAACUCCACGGCCGAAAAGGCCGCAAAUUCGCCACCCGAUCAAGCUCGCCAACUGCAACGGCAGGCCGAAUCGCAGAUUCCUGCGGAAGCUGCUGAGUACACCGGAAAGGAGAAGCCCGACGACUUGAAUGUUAGCCAACAGCAGGAUGUCUUUUACAAACCGUCCACACAAUCGGGUCCGGAUCUCUCGAGCUUACCUCGAGUCAAGCUCCCCAAGGUCGCCGGUGAUGCCCAAGCUGGUGUUGAUGGGCUAAAUGCAGAUGUCUUCACUUCACCAGUGUCGGACAAGCCGGCACCGACGGAGGAGAUGUCUGAGGAGAUGCUGCAGGGGCUCUUCCACAGUCCGAGAGUAUCGCGCAUGAUCUCUGGGAAGCCAAAGCCAAAACGGGAUUGGAAGUUCACGCCGAAGCCAGAACAGUCAGGCGUGGAUGUCGCAAAGCCCAUUACGCCGACGCCCGUCAAAUCCGAGGCCGAGCAAAUGGAAGAGCUGGCGGCCAGUGUUGCCGAGGACGUGGUCCCGGGCGCGGAUACGGUCGAGGCCAAGGCGAAACCUUAUCAAAUGCUGGAAUCACGCGUGCCGUCGUCCCGACUCGGCAGACUCUGGCAGUACAGUGGCCUCGCGACCUCAAUGGCAUUUGGUGCCGUUGGCGAGGGGUUGCGCCGCGCCACGGGCAGCCAGGAUAGUGGCUCGCUCAUGUUCAGUGCCGGUAACAUGGAACGCAUGGUCGCCAAGCUAUCCAAGAUGCGUGGUGCGGCCCUGAAGCUAGGUCAGAUGCUCAGUAUUCAAGACUCUAAUAUGCUGCCCGUGCCAAUCCAACAGGUCUUGCAGCGCGUUCAAGACCGCGCAGACUACAUGCCCGCCUGGCAGCGUGACCAGGUCCUGGUUGAAAACCUAGGACCCAACUGGCGUGACCUCUUUACAUCUUUCAAUGAGGUUCCCAUGGCAGCCGCCUCCAUCGGCCAAGUCCACUCCGCAGUUUUGAAAAGCACUGGUCAACCAGUCGCUGUCAAGAUCCAGUACCCCGGCGUGGCAGACUCCAUCGACAGCGAUCUUAACAACCUCUCUAUUCUCCUCACUGCCUCCCGCCUACUCCCCAAGGGCCUCUUCCUAGAUAGGACCAUUGCUAAUGCCCGCACCGAACUCGGUUGGGAAUGCGAUUAUGUCCGCGAAGCCGAAGGCGCCAACCGCUUCCGCGACCUCCUGGCCAAUGAUCCGGUCUUUGUCGUUCCGGAGAUCAUCGCCCACGCCUCCGGUAAACAGGUCCUUACUAUGGAAAUGCUGAACGGCAUCACCGUCACCCGCAUCUCCGACUUUACCCAAGCCCAACGUGACUGGAUCGGCACCCACAUCAUGCGCCUGUGUCUUCGCGAAAUCACCGAAUUCCACUACAUGCAAACCGACCCGAACUGGACCAACUUCCUCUAUAAUGCCGAGACCCACAAGCUGGAGCUACUGGACUUUGGCGCGUCCCGCGCCUACCCCGAAGAAUUUAUCACCACUUACGUCCGCACUCUCAUCGCGGCGACCAAAAACGACCGCCAGAAAUGCCACGACCUGUCUCUGGAACUGGGAUACCUUACUGGAAUGGAGAGCAAGGCGAUGUCAGACGCACACGUCUCAUCCGUCACGACUCUCGCGGAGCCAUUCAUGCUCACGUCGCCUGAUCUGUACGAUUUCAGUAAUCAGACCAUCACCGACCGCGUGCGUGAGCUGAUCCCGAUCAUGAUUCGGGAGCGGCUGGCUCCGCCCCCCGAGGAGACUUACAGUCUGCACCGGAAGCUGAGUGGAGCAUUCCUGCUCUGCGCGAGACUCGGCAGUCGGGUGCCCUGCAAGCAGCUAUUCAUUGACGCCAUCGAUGCGGCCGAAAAGCGGGGAUUGAAGCUGUAG
Messenger RNA from Penicillium brevicompactum, 2121 nucleotides. RefSeq names its product protein kinase COQ8. The record is from RefSeq and is a predicted model, not a curated record. Gene Ontology annotation, biological process: ubiquinone biosynthetic process. Lineage: Eukaryota; Fungi; Ascomycota; Eurotiomycetes; Eurotiales; Aspergillaceae. The transcript has a single exon. Bases 1 to 2121 code for a protein of 706 amino acids. Gene Ontology annotation, molecular function: kinase activity. Gene Ontology annotation, cellular component: extrinsic component of mitochondrial inner membrane.